Messenger RNA from Cladophialophora yegresii CBS 114405, 222 nucleotides. RefSeq lists its product as uncharacterized. NCBI's taxonomy places the organism in Eukaryota, Fungi, Ascomycota, Eurotiomycetes, Chaetothyriales, Herpotrichiellaceae. The record is from RefSeq and is a predicted model, not a curated record. Bases 1 to 222 code for a protein of 73 amino acids. The transcript has a single exon.
AUGCCUUCAGCAAACGAGAAGUCAACCAUGGUCGAGACGGCCUCCGUCCGCAGCACGUCAACCACCUCAAGCUUGAAGGCCCUUCUGCCACGCAAGAGCAGCAAGGACAGCAAGGACGCCAGCAAGAGCAAAACCCCGGCGGUCUCUCCUCGGGAGACGCCGGAGGAGAAAGCAAUCCGAAUGGAAGCCGUCGCCGGGUAUAUGGGUAUGAUGAGGUAUUAG